Metopolophium dirhodum (rose-grain aphid) is the source of this 2616-nucleotide messenger RNA. Its product is annotated as protein atonal-like. Bases 559 to 1104 code for a protein of 181 amino acids. The record is from RefSeq and is a predicted model, not a curated record. Gene Ontology annotation, molecular function: protein dimerization activity. Lineage: Eukaryota; Metazoa; Arthropoda; Insecta; Hemiptera; Aphididae. The transcript has a single exon.
UGAAAAAUUACUUUUUGAAUUAUAAAAGUAAUAAACAUAACAAUUGUCUAAUGAAUAUUAUCCACUAAAUAAUUUACAGUAAAAAGAAGGUUGUCCUCAUUUUAAGAACAGCUGAAGUUUGAAUCGCCACAGAACGCUCCUUAUUAUUAAGUAGUACAAAAAUAUAUCGUUGAAAAUAUUAUGGCCUUUAAGUCAAAUAUUUAAAUAUUCGAAAAAUCAGAAUUCGAACAAAUUCAUUAAUAAAUUAACGGCGGAGGAGGGAUGAACAGUUAUUAUUGUUGUUAUUGUACCUAUAUAAUAAUAUAGCAAUAUAAUCAUAGUAGCCGUGCGAUCCGGUUGCUCCUAUCGGGGAGUCACGGGAUCCGCCCCCCGCGCGGCAGGGCGGUCGAUUACCGCGCGGUUACCUGCAGUAUAUAACUGAGACCGUGCACCGGUUUUUGGGUAUACGGUUCGAGUAGGUCGCAGUGUGCGCAUCACGAUAUCUUCGUCGUCAUUAUCGUUGUUGUUGUUGUUGUUGUUAACGGUGCGUAUAAAAACGGUGCGAUUCGAACUGACGUCAUGUUGAGGACAACCCCGGACGUGGUGUAUCAGUCACAACAUUAUUGCGACGCGUUCGACGACCCUUUCGCGAGUUUUCAGUGGUACGACGACAGUGGUUACGGUUACGUCGCCACUGCGGAUGAAAAGUCGACGACUGACCGUCGGUUGACGGCGGUUUCGGCGAGCGGCGGUAGCGAUAACAGUUUCGGCGGUGGCAGUAGCGAUAAGAGUUUCGGCGGCGGCAGCGGUUCAAAGGUCGACUCGGCGGGCAGCAGGAAGCGCCGGCGGUUGGCGGCGAACGCGCGCGAGAGGCGCCGCAUGAAUGGCUUGAACGAAGCGUUCGACCGGCUCCGGGGCGUCGUGCCGGCCGCCGACGACGAGCGCAAGCUGUCCAAAUACGAAACGCUCCAGAUGGCCCAGACAUACAUCGUGGCCCUGCACGAACAGCUCGGCAUGACGCCCUCGGUGGCCACGGAGAACCCCUCGUCCACAGCGGCGGCCGCGCGAACGUGUUCCGCCAAUUUCGGCGUCCCGAUGCUGUGGCCGCAGCAACGGCAGUUAUAGUGGACGGCGACGGUACGACGGUGACGGUACGAUGACGGUAUACGACGACGGUACGUUGCGGGUGGUACGAUUUUAAUGAACAGAUCUGGGAGUGCUGAAGCCCCUUAAUUUUUCCGGUUAGUCCAAAAAUGGCAUACACAUUAUGAGGGUACUAUUUUCGAAACUGGGGGUGCUAUAAUCACUCCCAAGCCACCCAAAUUGCACCUAUGCGGGUCACUAUCGUCGGUUUUUCCCAUACUAUUGUACAUAUAUGUAACAUAAUUUAACAGCGACCCACAUAAUAUUAUACUCUGUUUUACUCGUUUUUGAAGGAUUAAAUCGAAUGUUUUCGCACAUACAACACCCCGUAAUAUUUUAUUGUAAAUAUUUUUUUAUUUUUUUGUACAACUCUUUUGAUUUGUUUUAAGACUUUUUCGUGUAACAUUUUAAUAUUGAUGUAUGUGAUAACGUUGUGCAGCUUACCCCACAGGUUAAUACGACGACAUAAUACGGUCUUAGCCGCUGAUUCGUUUCGUAAGACCACUCCACUCGUUCUCGAUAUAUUAUUAACUUUUAUUUAAAAGAAAAAAAAACACAAAAAGUACGCACUUCUUCGAAUCCUUUGCCGACCCGUCUGAAGAAUGUCACUCGGAUUCAAUAAAAUACUUUUUAUACGCGUGGGCGUAAUCGAACACCUGUUGUGCAGUUUCCGGUAGAAUUUUGAGUUUUUCACGACAUUAUUUCACGUAUUUUUGCGAACAAAAUAUCACACUGAUUUUAUAUUUCAUAUCGACUAUGUGUGCAAAGCGGGAGUGUGUGUUUUUGUCGACAUCAGCUGAUAUCGAUGUGAAAAUAUAAUAUUAUAAUAGUUUAUGAGCGUUAACAUAGUUCGGACAACAAAACUUGCCGGGUAUUUUAUACCUACUUCAAUAUUAUAUAAUAUUAAAUCCGUGGAUUUUCCUCCAUUCGUUUGGACCAUAAAUUCUUUGAAAACUAAUAUGCUGCGCGUUAUUGAACGAGCUCAAUAAUAAUAAUAAUAAUAAUAAUAUAUUGCGUUUUGCUGUUUUAUCAAUGAUAUCGUUUUCUGAAAAAUAUAAUUUAAACUUUGAAAAUAAGUAAAAACAAAUACUAAGACGUACUAUAUUGUAAUAACUUCAAAUUAUAAUACAACAAUAUUAAUUAAUUUUUUUACGAUAAAAUAAGACUAGGAUGUAAAAAUUAGUAUCGUGGAAAACGAAAUACAUUUUAUUAUUAUACUCAUAUUAUGACGUCGUAGAAGACAAGCGGCGAUUUCUUUUUUUUCGUCGCCGUUUUUGUAUAUUUUAUUUUCCCCAAAAAUAUUAUAAGUUAUUACAUAAAUAAGCGUUAAUUAAUGUAUUUUUUUUUUAUUGCUUAGAAUAAGACGCAUUUUGCGUGAUUUCUUAAUAAUAUGUUGUAAUAAUUGUUUUGUUUUUUUUUUUUUUACAUAAAAUAUUGUCAAUAACUUGUAAAAUAUACAUUUUGAGACUGAGAACUAAAUAAUUUGCAGUUAUU